Penicillium malachiteum is the source of this 1197-nucleotide messenger RNA. Its product is annotated as epoxide hydrolase family protein. NCBI's taxonomy places the organism in Eukaryota, Fungi, Ascomycota, Eurotiomycetes, Eurotiales, Aspergillaceae. The transcript has 8 exons. The record is from RefSeq and is a predicted model, not a curated record. Gene Ontology annotation, biological process: epoxide metabolic process. Bases 1 to 1197 code for a protein of 398 amino acids. Gene Ontology annotation, molecular function: epoxide hydrolase activity.
AUGUCGUUGCCAUUCAGUACAUUACCUCCAACUGCAAGAGUCUCUCCCACGCCAUUUACUGUCUCGAUCCCGAAGCAGCAAUUGGAGGAGCUAGAAACGCUUAUCAGACUAUCCAAGCUUGCCCCGCAUACCUACGAGAACUCACAGUUAGAUUCCAAGUAUGGGGUUACGACUGAUUGGCUGGUGGCUAUGAAGGAUCAGUGGUUGAGAUCUUAUAAAUGGAAAGCAUCUGAGAAUCGAUUCAACGGUUUCCCACAAUGGACGACGAAAAUUGAAGAAAUCACAAUCCACUUUGUAGGCCUUUUCUCAGAGAGAACAGAUGCAAUUCCCAUACUGUUGAUCCAUGGGUGGCCAGGGAGCUUUCUGGAAUUCCUUCCUAUACUCGAGCUUUUUCGAGACCAGUACACACCAAGCACUCUUCCUUAUCAUCUCAUCGUUCCUUCAUUGCCAGGAUACACCUUUUCAUCUGGUCCCCCACUCGACCGCAACUUCGGAACUCAGGAUAUUGCUCGAGUUCUGGAUCAACUGAUGAGAAAUAUCGGGUUCGAAAGUGGAUACGUUGCUCAGGGUGGUGACAUUGGUAGCCGCAUUGCUCGAGAACUGGUAGUAGACUAUGAAAGCUGCAAAGCGGCCCAUUUCAACGUUGUUUUCAUGAGCCAGCCGGUGGGUGUUACAGACGAUAAUCUAAGCGAUUCAGAAAAGCUUGGUCUCGCGAGAAUGAACGAAUUUGUCACGCUGGGAACUGGGUAUGCUACUGAACAUGGUACUCGUCCUAGCACUAUUGGCCAUGUUAUUUCAUCGAAUCCAAUGGCUCUACUAGCAUGGGUGGGCGAGAAGUUCCUGGAAUGGGUCGACGAUCCUUUAUCACCAGAGCAUAUCUUGGAGUCCAUCACUCUAUACUGGCUAACUGAAACAUUCCCCCGAUCAAUUUACACGUAUCGUCAGAACUAUCCUCGUCCGCCCAUAUCCUCCGCCAACGAUUCGCGGUGGUAUAUCAAAAAACCGAUGGGAUUCUCGGCUUUUCCAAAAGAGCUGGCUUCAAUUCCUCGAUCUUGGAUAGAGACCUCAGGAAAUCUGGUAUACUGGGCCGAUCAUUCAAAGGGUGGUCAUUUUGCAGCACUUGAGCAGCCCGAAGCACUCAAGAAUGACCUGACCGAGUUUGUGGAACAAGUAUGGCCAACGAUUGUUAAACCUUGA